CCCGCCCGCGCCUCAUUUCUCUCACGAGACAGAAAAUUAGGUGGCGUGAUGCUCUAGGAUAGACGGUGACAUCAUUCGUAAAACACCCGCAGAUGCAUUCGUCUUCUGCGUGUACACUGUACAUUACUAGAAACUUGGACUGGUUCCAGACGCUUUCCCGUAUGUCCUACUGCAGCCACGUGAUAGCAACACUUCAACGGAACUUGACGGUGUGAUCAGGUUGUUCCUUCUCUACAUCAGCCAUGACCGUUCAAGAGCGUCCAGCCGCACCCGAAGAGUCAGCCAAGAGAGACGAGAGCGCAGCAACGCAACUGGUUUGGAAGAAUGUUGCGAUUCUCUCUUUCAUUCAUCUCUCAGCUUUCUACGGUCUCUACUUACUUCUCACUCGCAAGUGUAUGCUCUGGACGGCCAUCUACCUGUGGGUGCCCUACACUAUUGCCGGACUCGGGAUUACCGCGGGUGUGCACCGCUUGUGGUCUCACCGCGCCUACAAAGCGUCGUUUGGCUUGCGUGUUUUUCUCAUGAUUGCUAAUUGUAUGGCAAUGCAGACGAGCAUCUACGAGUGGAGUAGAGAUCAUCGUACGCAUCAUAAGUUUUCGGACACGAACGCCGAUCCGUACAACUCCCAGCGAGGAUUUUGGUUCUCGCAUAUGGGAUGGGUGGUGCGUCGUAAACACCCGGAUGUGGUCAGAAAGGGACGUGGUGUGGAUACGUCCGAUCUGGAAGCUGAUUGCGUCGUGACUUUUCAGAGGAAAUACUAUGUUGUUUUGGCUCUGUUUUUUGGUAUGUUUGUUCCUAGUGUCAUUCCUUUGCUUUGGAAUGAAUCGUUGGCUUAUUCGUUUCUCAUCACGAUGUUUCGUUAUGCUGCAAGUCUUCACCAGACGUGGUUGGUUAAUAGUGCUGCUCACAUGUUUGGUUAUCGACCAUAUGACAAGAACAUCAGACCAAGGGAAAAUGUGUUUGUCAGUUGGGUGACGAUCGGCGAGGGAUUUCACAACUACCAUCACACUUUCCCACAGGAUUAUCGUGCCAGCGAAUAUGGAUUCUCUCUUCUCAGUUUUACCACAAUGUUUAUUGAUUGUUGCUCGUGGCUGGGAUUGGCUACCGCAUGCAAACCGGCUAGAAAAGAGAUGAUUAAACAAAGACGAAUGCGCACAGGCGAACAUGACUAAAUGAAUGAACAUGACUAAAUGAAUGAACAUGACUAAAUGAAUGUGACAGAUUUGGAGUGUUCCAUAUGCAAACAGUUGCAACGGCAUGAGUGUCAUUUGAAGUUGUGGUUCUGAUUGUAUUGUGAGUUUACGUUGAGACACUACAGUAUAUAAUUAUUAUGUCUCUUAUGUCAUGA
Molecule: messenger RNA, 1348 nt
Organism: Corticium candelabrum
Lineage: Eukaryota; Metazoa; Porifera; Homoscleromorpha; Homosclerophorida; Plakinidae
Product: acyl-CoA desaturase-like
Exons: 2
Coding region: 243-1172 (309 amino acids)
Biological process (GO): unsaturated fatty acid biosynthetic process
Cellular component (GO): endoplasmic reticulum membrane
Molecular function (GO): iron ion binding; stearoyl-CoA 9-desaturase activity
Source: RefSeq, a predicted model, not a curated record